Molecule: messenger RNA, 498 nt
Organism: Leptonychotes weddellii (Weddell seal)
Lineage: Eukaryota; Metazoa; Chordata; Mammalia; Carnivora; Phocidae
Source: RefSeq, a predicted model, not a curated record
CAGAUAGCUGAGAACAUUCUGAAACUACAGACCUUGCCCCCAGGGAGAGGUGUGGGCCAUGUCCUUUGGGGGCCCGAGAUUUUCGAGAGAAACAAUGUGCAGACUUUGACAAUAUGCCUUUCCGUGGAAAGUAUUAUAACUGGAAACCCUAUACUGGAGGUGGGGUAAAACCUUGUGCAUUAAACUGCUUGGCUGAAGGUUACAACUUCUACACUGAACGUGCCCCUGCAGUGAUUGAUGGGACUCAGUGCAAUGCUGAUUCACUGGAUAUCUGUAUCAAUGGGGAAUGCAAGCAUGUAGGUUGUGAUAAUAUUUUGGGAUCCGAUGCUAGGGAAGAUAGAUGUCGUGUCUGUGGAGGGGAUGGAAGCACAUGUGAUGCCAUUGAAGGGUUCUUCAAUGAUUCGUUGCCCAGAGGAGGCUACAUGGAAGUAGUGCAGAUACCAAGAGGCUCUGUCCAUAUUGAAGUCAGAGAAGUUGCCAUGUCGAAGAACUAUAUUG